Molecule: messenger RNA, 432 nt
Organism: Schistosoma intercalatum
Lineage: Eukaryota; Metazoa; Platyhelminthes; Trematoda; Strigeidida; Schistosomatidae
Source: the annotation of a GenBank genome assembly
AUGGCUCGAGAAUACUACAAAGAUUUAUUUUUCAGUAAUUAUAAUUUAGAUUAUACCAAACAGAUAUUUUACGGUGUAAAACUCGCGAAGAAAGGAUCAAAACAUAUUAUAAUAAAAUGGAAAACUCGCGAAAUAACUGACAACACAACAUAUAAUAUCAUAAUAUUUCGUGGUUUAGUCGAUCAACCACUGAGAAUAAAAACUCAUUCAAAAUCUCCCAAACGUUUCAUAAAAAUACCUGUUCAAUUGAAACAAAAACACAGAGUGAUUGUUGCUCAGUAUUGUGAUGGUAAACUUGAUUGGCCAAUUCUUAUCGAUUUUCGGAUUCCAUGUGACAGAUGCCCAAUUCGUGCUAAACAACUCAAUAAAAUCAGACGUCGUAGGUGGAGAUCAGAACAUGAAAAUAAUCAAAUACAACUACAUCUUAAAUGA